Molecule: messenger RNA, 765 nt
Organism: Fraxinus pennsylvanica
Lineage: Eukaryota; Viridiplantae; Streptophyta; Magnoliopsida; Lamiales; Oleaceae
Source: the annotation of a GenBank genome assembly
AUGCUUCUGAAAGUUGCACCAGCUUUUGGGUUGUUGAAUUCCCAUGUCGAAAAUCUUGGCCCUUUGAUUUCCGAUAUUCAUUCGCACAAUAGUUUCGUGGGGAAAAGUGGAAAUGGGUAUGUGAUGUGCGCAUCGAAACCCACAAACAGAAAGCCUUUAACCGGUGUUAUUUUUGAUCCCUUUGAAGAGGUAAAGAAGGAGCUCAUGCUUGUGCCCUCUGUUCCCCAAGCUUCGCUUGCUCGCCAAAAAUACGCCGAUGAGUGUGAGACCGUUAUCAAUGAACAAAUCAAUGUGGAGUAUAAUGUUUCGUAUGUCUAUCAUGCCUUGUUUGCCUACUUUGAUAGAGAUAACGUUGCUCUCAAGGGUCUUGCCAAGUUUUUCAAGGAGUCCAGUCAAGAGGAAAGAGAGCAUGCUGAGAAAUUUAUGGAAUAUCAGAACAAGCGAGGUGGGAAAGUUAAGCUUCUGUCUAUUUUGAUGCCAGUUUCGGAGUUUGAUCAUGUCGAAAAGGGUGAUGCAUUAUAUGCUAUGGAACUUGCAUUGUCUUUGGAGAAGCUGACAAACGAGAAGCUUCUAAACUUGCACGCUGUAGCCUCCCGAAAGAAUGAUGCGCAGUUGGCUGAUUUUAUUGACAGCGAGUUCUUGGCUGAGCAGGUGGAAUCCAUUAAGAAGAUAUCAGAAUAUGUUGCCCAGCUGAGAAGAGUAGGCAAAGGACAUGGAGUAUGGCACUUCGAUCAGAUGCUUCUCCAGGAAGAGCAAGCUGCCUGA